GUUUGUUCAAACGAUGCAAAUAAUCGUGGUCGUGUUCGCCGGAAUGGACAAAGUCUGCAGUGAAACAUGGCGUCACUGGAAAGUACACAGCUACGGAGUCUAGAAACUUCACCUCAGUAAAAACAACCAACCACACGAGCGACUGACGACGACACUGAACAACACAACUUCUAGACAUGCCCCGGAAAAAGCCAUUUAGCAACAAGCAGAAGAAGAAACAGUUGCAAGUCAAACGGGAGCGAAAGCGAGGUGACACGGGCUCGGGGCCAAGUAGCCGGAAUGCUAGCGUGGAGCGAGGGCGAAAUAGGCAGUCAGACACGUCGGAUAGCGAGACCACCGACAUCCGCAGGGUAAACCAGCAGCCCUCCGGCCGAGAUGGCAGGCAUGAUCCCAAUAGGUUUCGUCUUCACUUUGAAAAGGAAAGCAAAGAUGAAGUGGAGAAGCGGAAGAAGAUGGCCCAGGAAAAGAUCCUGCUACCUGUCUCAGACAAACAACUGGAGAUCGGCAUCGAGGACAUCUACCCACCAGAAAGAGGGCUAGGCUUCCCACGACGGCCGCCCUGGAACUACGAAAUGAGCCGAGCAGACUUGCUGAGGAAAGAGGAGAAGUCGUACAAGCAGUACCUGGAUGACAUGCAUUCCAGAAAUCCACCUGGAUCCCUCAGCCAUUUUGAGCACAACCUAGAGACAUGGAGGCAGUUGUGGCGAGUGUUAGAGAUGUCAGAUGUCGUCCUGCUCAUCGUGGACAUCAGGCACCCGGUGUUGCAGUUCCCCCCCGAGGUAUACCGCUACAUUACCAACGAGCUCAAGAAGCACGUGGUGCUGGUGCUGAAUAAAGUGGACCUGUGUCCACCCCCACUCGUGAUCGCAUGGAAACACUACAUGACCUCACACUUCCCGCAGCUGCAUAUCGUCUGCUUCACCUCCCACCGGGGACAGGCCUACAGCACAGUACUCCAGAAAAAGCGCAUGAGGCGGAAGGCUGACUGGAGUCACGCUGGAGGUCCCACAGAGAUCCUGAAGGCCUGUCAAGAGAUCACAGCAGGACGAGUCGACCUGUCCAGCUGGGAGCAGAAGAUCCAGGCAAACGCUGCUGCAGACCUACAGGACGGCGAGGGGCUGGACGAUGAGACCGAGUCGGUGUUGGUGGAGCAUCAGAGCGAUAGCGCCCUGGAGAUGAGUAACCCAAGGCACGAGCUCUACAAGGAUGGCAUUCUCACUCUCGGUUGCAUUGGCUUCCCAAAUGUUGGCAAGUCAUCCGUUAUCAAUAGCCUAGUUGGCAGGAAGGUGGUGAGUGUGUCACGGACCCCAGGCCACACCAAAUACUUCCAGACCUACUACCUCACCCCCACUGUCAAACUCUGCGACUGCCCCGGCCUCGUCUUCCCCUCCUGUGUGGAUAAACAGUUACAGAUUCUGGCCGGCAUUUACCCGGUGUCACAGCUGCAGGAGCCCUACAGCUCUGUGGGUUAUCUGUGCGAGAGGACCCUCUACCUCUCAGUACUGAAGCUCAAACAUCCUAAUUUAGAAGACGUUAACACCCAGCAAGGAGACCAAGUUUCAGUGGAGUCCCCCUGGACUGCCUGGGAUGUUUGCGAGGCAUGGGCUGAGAGGAGAGGCUACAAGACUGCAAAAGCGGCCCGUAAUGACGUCUACCGGGCGGCUAACAGCCUCCUGAGGUUAGCCACUGACGGCCGCCUGUGCCUUUGCCUCAGACCACGUGGCUACAGCUGCUUGCGAGAGCACUGGGAAAGUCACACCGACAUCCUGGAGAUCCUGGCCCUGCAAGGACGCACAUCGGAGGAGGACGCCACGGGAAAGAGGGACGACGAAGAGGACGGCGAGUCCAGCACCGAGCCCGAGGAAGAGAGAGACAGGGACGCGGACGACGACGACGACGGUGACGAAGAUGAGGGCUUUAGAAAGCCUAGGCAAAAGGGAGAGACGACAUCCAGCUUGGCCAUCAACAUGUUUCAUGUCCUCCGGGAGAAUGAAUGUGAGUGAAGGGAAGAACUUAUCCUGAUGUUUCCCGCCCGAACUCUUUCAUUCGUGUUUCUUCUCCCCCGGCCCCUCAAGAUGCAUUCCUUCUCGUGCGGUGACCUUUUCCAAUAUAUUACAUGUACGAUAAGGCUGCCAUGAUUAGUUUUUUUUUAAUUUCUCAGAACUCUUAAGCAAGAUUGUCACCUGAGGAGGCAAGUCAGCAUGCCUGCUGAUUAUACCAUGAGAUAUCAUGGCUCCUGUACUUCAACAAAGCCACUAAAUGGCAUAACGCAUAAUACUGAACAAAAGCAGCUAUGGGCUUCUCAUCUCAAUUAUUUCAUUAAUACAUAUUGGAUAAGGUAUGGUAGCCAAAGCUCAACGAAUCAUAUUGAAAGGGGGAAAAACAUAAUUUCCUGAUGUUUGCACACUUGCGCCCCUAAUAGAGAACAUAUUUUUCUAUUCCAUGGUGUGCCUCAGCUCUGCCCGUUCAUGCACAAAGCUUUCUUCUUGAUGUC
This is a messenger RNA of Phycodurus eques (leafy seadragon), 2494 nucleotides long. RefSeq names its product guanine nucleotide binding protein-like 1 (gene gnl1). The record is from RefSeq and is a predicted model, not a curated record. Gene Ontology annotation, molecular function: GTPase activity; GTP binding. Bases 177 to 2003 code for a protein of 608 amino acids. Lineage: Eukaryota; Metazoa; Chordata; Actinopteri; Syngnathiformes; Syngnathidae. The transcript has 13 exons.